GUGAUAUAAACUUACUUUUUUGAAAUGGGUUGAACCUGGUGAUUAUGACAGACCCAGAUAAUAGUCUGACUGCCAUAGAUUGGCUUCCAAAUCUCAGUAUAAGCAUGUUAACAGCUUCGAUUGAAAGUGAAUUUCCCUUUGAAAUGGACAGUUGGGACUCUGUGAGUGUGGAUGAUAAUAAAACAGAGUCUGACUGUGGGUCUACGCCCUACCAACCGGAUAGUAAACCACCUUAUAGUUAUGCGAGCUUGAUAACAUGUGCUAUACAAAGUACGACAGAAAAGAAAAUGACAUUAAGUGAAAUUUAUCAGUGGAUCUGUGAUAACUUUCCGUAUUAUUGUGAAGCUGGGAGUGGCUGGAAGAAUUCUAUUCGUCACAAUUUAUCACUUAAUAAGUCUUUUACCAAAAUACCACGCUCUCGAGACGAACCAGGCAAAGGAUCUUAUUGGUGUCUGUCUAAUCAGUUUGAUGAUCAAGAAUGUAUGCCUUCAGCUCCAAAAAGACAAGCCGUAUGUUCAGAGCAAAGUUUGAGUUACAUGUCACAAUUGCAAAAAAUAUCACACACACAUGAUACAACUUUAAUCACAUCUGAAAAUACAAAUAAUAAUGGUAAUAAUGAUAACCUGCAAUUCACAACUAAUCACUCUAAUUUAGAGGCUCGAAUUAAUUACGUUAACCAUUGUAGUAACACUUUACCUAACUCAAAAGCUCAUCGAACCAAUCGUACGCGUUUAUUAAAUUCUGUGUAUAACGAAUAUGCUAUAGAAAACCAACAUAUUGCUGACAAUGAUAACGCAACCGAUAAUAUCUCACAUCAUUUAAAUAAACCAGUUUCCCGUACAUCAAAUAAUCAUAUAUUAUCAAAUACAACAUCUACUAUCCCAAAUCAUUGUGAUAAUUCUAAUAAUGUACAUAUGGAGCAUGACAAUCAAAACAGUAGCAAUAAAAAUGAUGUUGCAUUACAUGUUAAUCAGAUAAAUGCAAUAACUAUACCAAAUGAUCAUUUGAUAACUUGUAAUUUUCAACUUAGUACAGGAUUUUCAAUGGGUUCAAAUACAUCAGACGUAUUUCAGACAGGAUUAUUAUUUCCAAAUCAGUGUGCUUCUAUUGCAAUGACCACAUCUGAUGAUAGCAUACUCAACAACGAACAUACAAUCGGUAAUGAUGAAAUUUCCGUCACACGUAAUAUCUCUAAUAACACUACUACUUCUAUUGCCAGUUUUAACCAUGACCAUGUCAACAGAGAUGGCAGACAUUACUUGCAUAGAUUAAAUCAAUAUGAAAAUGUAGUAAAUCAUACAUCUGACAAAAUAUCUGUUCAGUCAGAUCAACAGACUAAUUCUGUAUGCUAUACAUCUAAUAAGGAAAUAAAUCUACCAGUAGACAAUAAUGAUAAUAGGUUGUCAAUGCCUCAACAAGUAAAUACAAGGGAAUAUAUGUCUAGCAUUUCUACAGAUUUGUUAAUUAAAGCGUUUGACACGUCAUCAGCUAACAUAACAAGUACUACUUCUGAUACGUUAGUAGGUAUUAACAAUAGAGAUUUUCUGUAUAACUAUGAUAGUGACUUUCAAAAAAACGGAAACAACAAUAAAAAUAAUGCGCAUGAAAUGUUAACUUUUGUUAAUGAAGAUAAUAAUAAUAAUUCAAUUGGACCGUUACUUUCUUCAACAUCAUCAUCGAUUGUUGACUUCUAUAUGAUCCAAUCAGAUCAUAUAGUGGAUUCACAGCAAGAACAUGUAGUUGGAGGUGAAGAUGAGGAUGAAGAGCAAUGUGAAGAUCAUUCAUUAAGGUCAAGUUUUUCAACGGGUGAAUUAGACCUUAGUGCAUCAUUUCGACAUUUAUAUCAUGCACUAUUUGAUGGUUCUGAAUUAUCAUCACAUUCAGUAGUGGAUCUUCAAAAUACAUCUGAACUAUCUAGUCAAUUUUUAUCAAAUAAAUUAAAUGAAGCAUCAUUUAAAAACAUAACGACAACAACAACAACGAAAACCGUGGCAAGAACAACAAUACAUACAAGCGAUCCAAUUGGUAUAACAAAUAAGGAAAAUAUCAUUAAUUAUUGUAAUCCUCAAUCAUUGAACAACAAUAAUAAUAGUAAUAACAGUAAUAAUAUUCUAGACUUAAACAAUCAAAUGUGGGAUUUAUCAUCAGACAACCGUCAUCAUAACAACCAACAAUUCAUAUCAUCAUCAUCAUGUAUCCCGGCCUCAUUAUCGUCUUCCUCCUCUUUACGCUAUUCAUCGUCUCCAUCAUUUUUACAUCAUUCAGCUUAUUCUCAGAAUGAUCAGAAUCGUCAACUGAUUACAUCAUCAAACAAUAUUACAAAAGCAUCGAAUGGAUUAUUAAAUAAUUGUAGUUAUCAUAAUCAUAAUUAUAAUUCAUUAAAUCUAUCUUAUGUAUUACAAAAAACUUUACAAGCGGCUACGAAUUUCGACUGGAGUAGCAUCAAUCUAGAUGAAUAUCCAGAAUUAAUAUCUAAAAUUCGUAGUGUUAAUCAAAAUCCAAACAGUCUUACUAUUGAACAAUUAAUGGAGUUGAAUUUAACACUUGAUCAAUUAUUCAAUCAUAUACAACAGACUAUACCUACUAUUAAUGAUUCUGUAACUUCUACUUCUUCAUUAUCAUCUUCGACUAAUUCUUUUUCUACUUCUACAUCAUUCGCCUCUGAUGUUAUUGGUGUUGUUAACAAAUAUCCUCCAACAAAACUACAUCAUUCCGUGUUUUCAUUGGAACAAAUCAAUCCAAUUCAUGACAGGUAUUGUAAGAGAUCACAGCAAAAUGAAUGUACAACUGAAAUCCAACCAAAAACCUCUGGUGAGACAACGGUCACUACCGAUACUACUGUUCUUGGAACGAUAACAACAACUAGCGUUAGCACUACAAAUCUCCAUCAUUAUCUUACCAAUCAUCAGUUAAACCAUGUAUUAAAUUAUCCCACAUCAGUUUGUACGGAUUCUAAUAAUAAUAUUAAUAAUAAUAAUACUACCACUACUAAUAUUACAUCGAACGAAUUAACAUUGACAAAUCAUGCUGAUAAUACUAUGAAUAAUGAUGAUCACUUACUGUCUCGUCUUAACACUACCACUACUAAUACUACUGCUAAUUAUGUAAAUACUUCUGAUAGAUUUUCAACUCCAUACAUUCAUUCCAAGGAUGUUAAUGAUAAUACGAUUAUGAAUAGUAGUGGGAAUAAUAUUACUGUCGAUAAUAUUAAUCUUUCCACUAUUAAUAUUAUUACUACUAAUUCUACUCAUAGCACCAGUUCUGCUAUUAGUCUAGUUGAUAACAAAUCACAUAAUGAGACAAUAACCGAUCAACAGAAUCUGAUAUGGACUUCAAUGAAAUUUCACAGUGAAAUUGAUGCUCCAAAAACAUCAAUUUUCACUGACAACAACUAUUCAACCUAUGAUGGAUUAUUACACAAUUCAUUUUCAAAUACAACUUAUCAAAAUCAGUUACAUACAGACAUUCAUUCUACAUCACAUUCACAAAUUCAACAAUCACAUAAUGAUAGCAAUCGUGAUAAUAAUUCAUCAAAUGAAUUUAUUAAUUCCCAGUCAUUAUUAUUAUCAUCAAGAAAUCAUCAGCAUUCCCAUUUUGAGCAGAACAGAAAGAUUAAUUCAUUAACUAACCAUCCUAUAUCGUUUUAUUUUUCACCUGUCCAAUCAGAUCUUUUUACAGAUUCCACGUUGAAUAACAAUGAGAACAAUAUGGUUUAUUCAGAAUUACAAAGUAUAAGCAAUACAAAUGUUAAUAAUAAUCAUGAUAAUAAUAAUAACUCUAGGAAAUUAAUGAUGAUGAAUUCAACUGAUAAUUCAGCAGUUUCACAAAAUUUCAUCAAUCUAGUCUCUGUUCUUCCACAAUCAACGGGGGCAGAGGUGACGAUAACAACAACAACACCAUUAGAAAUCUAUGAUGAAUCGUCCAGUCGAUUUUUUCAGUCACAUCAUCAUCAUCAUGAUGAAUGCACUGAACAUAAUUCUCCUCAUCAUCCUCACAAGCGCCAUGUAUUAUUUAAUAAUAAUAGUGUUAAUUCAAAGUUUAAAAUGUACAUGACUAGUGCUCCUCAUGAGGACGAUGAUAAUGUUGGUGGCGGUGAUGGUCAUGCAAAUUUAAACAACCAUAAUCAUUUGAUACAGCAUGAUCGUAGUUUUGAACACGAUACUCAAAAUGACCAAUUUCAAAUUUCCAGUAACAAUAAUUGUUCUUUUUAUCAUUCAAAUAAUUCUAAUCCGUCAAAUAUUGAACAGAAAUUUUCAUUGAACACAACACAACAACAAUUUAUUGCAAAUUCUACACAACAUAGUACAACAGAUUUUAGAUUUCCUAUUACACAGCAUUUUACAAAUAAUAAUAUACCUUGUUGUACUUCAUCCAACACUACACUUCGUUCAUCAUCGUUGUCACCGCCCUCAUUUUUUUCUCCUCAUUACAUUGAAUCAUCUUUACUAACGCACAAUCAGCACCAAAAUAGAUUAUUGUUGUUAGACGAUCAAAGAUAUUCAGGUUUAUGUCAAUCCACUAUAACUACUACUACUAUUAAUAACAAUAAUAUGCCAGUCAGUCAACGAUUGUCACAACAUACUGCCAUGAAUUCAUGUAGUAAUAUUCAUAGUAUGACCAAUAAUAAUGAUAAUAACAAUAGUAAUGACAUUAGCUCAACUGUGAAUAAUAAUAAUAAUGGACCAUCGGAAGAUUUUAACUGGAAUACAAUAGUUUAAUCCUUUUUAGAUUUAGAAAAGAAACAAUAGUAAUGUUGACUUAAAAUUAUUUUAUGAUAAUCACAUAUUACUGAAUUUUUCUUUUCUUUUUCUUUUAUGAAUUCAUUAUUAUUGCAAUUGUGAUUGCUUUUUGUGUGCAUGUGUGUGUAUUUGUUAGUACGUAUGUAAUCUUUGAAUGUGUCUACUCAUCAUUAACCUAUUGUUGUGUAUUUCUACUGAGCCGAAUAUGGAACCAUUGUUUUCAACUCUUACAAUUUUAUGCCAUUUUAAAAAUGUUUUGUUUAAAUAGUCCCAGUUUACAUAUCAUCAUUCUUUAUCUUCUUACAAAUGAUUCCUUUCAGUCAAAUUUCGCAUUUACGAUAACCUUUGAAUGUGAUUUUUCAAUUAUAUUUCUCUCUUAAUCUCUUUCAUUUAUUUUGGUUUUAUUCACCUUUCUAUUGUCGUAGCAUUUAUAUACUUAUUUAUUUAAUUAUUUAAAUGAUUUUCAAUUUAUUUUUCUCCUUUGUGUAAUCGUUUUUUUCUUUUCAAAAAAAUUUUUGAAAAAAAGUGAAAAACAUUCAGACUUAUAUUCAUGCUCAGAAUGCCUCCAUACAUAUAAACAGGUAAAAACAAAUUAUGUUGAGAAUACCAUAACUAAAACUGUUUUUAUUAGUUUAAACGAAACCCCAUACUGCAUAUCUAAAUACUUUUGUUUGUUUGUUUGUUUUUCUACAGUGAUUAUUAAUUUUAUUUGUUUUUUUAUUUCUUGUUCCGUUAAUGCUUUUAUGAUAUUUUUUUCUUUCAAGUGAAGAAUUUAAUAUUUCUUGUUUUUCAAUUUAAUGUACGUCACUUAACAUUUAGAGCACACAUGUGCAACAUAGGCAAUCAUAUUAUAAAUACCAAGUUGCCUUGUGUGUUUUUCCAAUUCUUUGAAAAGAAAUUGUAAUAUUUUAAGUUUUACACUCUGUGUUUCAUCUCAAAUCUUCAUUCUAACUCAAAGAAACCUUUAAGGUAAUAGUUAUUUCGAUAUUUGAAUGCCAUCUACUUAUAAGUAGUUGAAAUGUCUUAUCUAAAUUUGUUUUAGAUCUGUCUGAUUUUUAGUUAUUAUUUACUUAUAUUACAAGAGUUGACAUUGUUAUCCUCUCGUAGAAUACAGAGAAUCAUGCGUAAUUUUGCAAUAAUGCAUUAUUUUUUGAGUGUAAUUUUCUCCGUUCAUCGGAAUUGUUUGUUCUUUUUUUCUCUCUGAAAUUUCAUAUUAAAUAUGUAGUUAUAACAACAAACACACCGUACAUAUCAUAAUCAUUGUUUUCAUGUCCAAUUAUUUAUUCAUUCACUUAUUGAGCAGCAAAAUUUAAACAGUUUCGUUUUAUCCUAUUCUGUUUUUUCUCCCUUCUCUGUGUUUUCGUUAUAUACUACUACUUUUGUUGUUACCACCACUUCUAUUAAUACUGCCCAGAAGUCAUUUAAUGUUUCUAUUUUAACUUGAAUAUGUUACAUUUUAGAAAAGCAUUUAUAAUAGAAUGACUCAAUCUACUAACAUUUUAUGUAUGUGUUUUAAUAUUAAACGAUUGUAUAGUACUUUGUAUGAUUUUAGUUUCAAGGUAUAAAAGAUUGAUUUUUUGUUUCAUAUUGUAUGUUUACUUGUGUUUCUUGUUGAAAACAUCAAAGUACAUUUUGAAAAUGUUGUAUAUU
This is a messenger RNA of Schistosoma spindalis, 6389 nucleotides long. Lineage: Eukaryota; Metazoa; Platyhelminthes; Trematoda; Strigeidida; Schistosomatidae. The record is from the annotation of a GenBank genome assembly.